Molecule: messenger RNA, 1557 nt
Organism: Gastrolobium bilobum
Lineage: Eukaryota; Viridiplantae; Streptophyta; Magnoliopsida; Fabales; Fabaceae
Exons: 1
Coding region: 1-1557 (518 amino acids)
Molecular function (GO): RNA-DNA hybrid ribonuclease activity; nucleic acid binding
Source: RefSeq, a predicted model, not a curated record
AUGCGCUUUUGGGGUACCAGCUGGAAAGUUCCUGGGCUUCAUGCUUACCAACCGGGGAAUAGAAGUGAACCCCGACAAGUGUGGCCGUGCUUCGAAAUGAAGCAUCCCGAAAGUGAAAAAAGAAAUUCAACAGCUCACUGGACGCCUUGCGGCUCUAACCAGAUUCUUGCCCAAAUCGGCUUUGCCUUCUUAGGGAAGCCGAAUUCGGAUGGGGAGAAAAAUGCAAGAACACAUUCAAAAAUAUAUUGUCUGGCCACUCCUCCCGUACUGACCAAACCAGAACCUGGGGAAACGCUGAUUUUAUACUUAUCAGUCGGGGAAGAGGCCGUCAAUGCCGCCUUGGUACGAGAAAAUGACAAAUCACAACAGCCGAUCUACUUUGUGGGUCGGGCCUUGCAAGGGCCCGAGCUUCGUUACCAGAAGCUCGAGAAAGUCGCAUUCGCACUACUUACCACGGCGAGGAGGCUCCGACCUUACUUUCUGGCCGACUUCAUCCUGGAGCUAACCCCAUCCAAUGAAAAGGAAAAAGGAAAUGAUGAUUUCUGGACAAUACACGUGGAUGGGUCGUCCAACUCCAAAGGAAGCGGAGCCGGGGUAAUCAUUGAGACCCCGGAAGGAGUGUCCAUCGAGCAUUCACUUCACCUGGCCUUCCCGACUUCUAAUAACCAGGCUGAAUACGAGGCAUUUAUUGCCGGAAUCAUACAAGCAAGAGAGCAUGGAGCCAGAAAAAUCAAAAUAAUGAGUGAUUCAAAGCUGAUUACCUCACAAGUUGAGGGAAAAUAUCAAGCCAAGGGUCCUCUCAUGAUGAAGUAUCUCCACCAGGUCAGGGAACUGCUAGCCGAUUUUGACGAGGUGAUAAUUCAAUACAUACCUCGGAACGAAAACAAUCGGGCCGACAUCUUAUCCAAACUUUCCAGCUCAAAGGUCCCAGGAACUCAUCGCACCGUGAUACAGCAGAGCAUUUUGGAGCCGACGUGUGUGAUGGUGAUUACCGAGACUGAGGAUUGGAGAGGACCCAUAGUGGCCUACCUGGAAAAAGGAAUCCAGCCAGACGAAACGCAAGAGGCCAGAAAACUCGUGAGGAAUGCGGCCUGCUUCACCAUAAUAGAAGGGCAACUCUACAAGAAGGGUUUUUACACGCCCAUGCUAAAGUGCCUAGGCAGAAGCGAGGUCGAAUACGUGCUGGCCGAGAUUCAUGAGGGCAUAAACGGGCAUCACAUAGGAGGAAAAGCCCUGGCCAGAAAGGCAUUGAGGGCAGGAUACUAUUGGCCAACUAUGGAGGCAGACGCGAAGGAGCACGUCAAAAAGUGCGAACAAUGUCAGAAGCACGCGCUGAUCCUCCGUGCUCCCCCAGAAGAGCUGCAAAGUAUCACGGCUCCGUGGCCGUUCUUCAAAUGGGGGAUGGAUCUACUAGGACCCUUCACUGCAGCGGAGGGUCAACUCAAGUGGCUGAUAGUAGCUGUCGAUUACUUCACCAAGUGGAUCGAGGCCGAACCCCUCACCACCAUUACCUCGGCAAGGAUACGAAGAUUUUUUCAGAGAAACCUAAUAAGCUGA